AAUUUAGGCAGUCAUGAAGUACAGCAAGCACGUGGCCAGUAGUCUUUGCUGUGCUUUUUUGUGUGAGGCGAGCAGGAGUCUGUGUGUGUGUGUUUGUUUGGGGAAGUGCCUGUGAAGCAGUACAGAUUGCUCUCUGCAUCCUGUUGUGCAACGGCGCGUGUGCUGUUGUGUGUACGUGUUGUGUGUCUGCGAGCCGUGUUUGCAGUCAGACCGAGUUCAAGUAUGAAGAGAGGCAAGAAGGCAGAAGAGGCUUCUGCAGAUGCGGAAAACGAUUCAGGCUCUGCUUCUGCAAAGAAAGCAAAGAAGCAAAAGGAACCAGAAGCUCCAAUACUGUAUGAUGAUCCUCCCGACAAAAUGACCAGCAAAGAUGGACGCAAUGCCAACUUGAAGAUCACCUCAUGGAAUGUGGAUGGGCUGAGGGCCUGGGUGAAAAAGAACGGCCUGGACUGGGUGCGUGAGGAGGAUCCAGAUGUUUUAUGUCUGCAGGAGACAAAGUGCGCAGAGAAAUCCCUCCCUGCUGAUAUCACCUCAAUGCCUGAGUACCCUUACAAGUACUGGGCGGGGUCAGAUGAAAAGGGGGGUUACAGUGGUGUGGCCAUGCUCUGCAAGACUGAACCCGUCAAAGUCACCUAUGGCAUUGGCAAAGAAGAACAUGACAAGGAGGGCCGCGUCAUCACUGCCGAGUUCCCUAACUUUUACCUGGUGACCACCUAUGUGCCAAAUGCCAGCAAAGGCCUUGUGCGCCUGGAUUACCGCAAAACCUGGGAUGUGGACUUCCGGGGGUACCUGAGCGAGCUGGAUAUGCAAAAGCCCGUGGUGCUGUGUGGUGACCUUAACGUUGCACACCAGGAGAUCGACCUGAAGAAUCCCAAGGGGAACAAGAAAAACCCAGGCUUCACCCCUGAGGAGCGCGAAGGCUUCAGCAAGCUGCUGGAGGCUGGUUUCGUCGACAGUUUCCGCGAGCUCUACCCCGAGCAGACCCACGCCUACUCCUUCUGGACCUACAUGAUGAAUGCCCGCGAAAAGAAUGUGGGCUGGAGGCUCGAUUACUUUGUGCUGUCUAACAGUCUGUUGCCAGGGUUGUGCGACAGCAAGAUCCGCAACAAGGUGAAGGGAAGCGACCACUGCCCCAUCACUCUACACAUAGCCAUGUAGGUCACAGCCUGGUCGACAGGGCUACUGCUUUGCAAAGCCUUCGCUGUUUUCUUAGUACCUCUGCUCCAACUUGGCUGAAACUACUGUAUAUGUGUGCUCUUUUAGAGUGAGACAUUGCCUACUUUGGUGGCAAAGUCUUAACGUUUCUCGAUCUUUCUCAUGGAUGAAGCGCUGACCAAACUCACUCUUUCAGUAGGUUCAGCAGUAGUUUAGUUGUGUAGUCUUUUCUGUUUUCACAUGAAACUUUCAUAAAAUGACUCCACAAAAUGAUUCACAAUGCCGAUUUGUCGUCGUCAUGUAAUUAGUUUGUCAGUAAACCCUGUGAUGUACACCUAAAUUCUGUAAAGAUUCAACACUAAAUACUCAAAAGAUGUCUAAGCUGAUUUUCAACUGACCUGUGACUGACUGCUUAACUGUCACAGCGUAGCUCCUUAUUUACUACUACUACUGACCUGAGACACAGGUUUCUAUGCCACAGAACCUGGUUACAGCAAUGUUUGUGUUAAUGACUGAAAUGAAACCACAGCUGUCAAGAGCAAAUGUAUCUUGUUCAAGCACGAAAAUGUUUUAAGCUUCUGUUCCAGACCAGUGUUAAAUCUUUUGUUAUAAAACAUUCCCACAAUAAAGACUGGAUUUAUGUAAAA
This is a messenger RNA of Scatophagus argus, 1799 nucleotides long. It is a transcript of the gene apex1, whose product is annotated as APEX nuclease (multifunctional DNA repair enzyme) 1. Bases 223 to 1155 code for a protein of 310 amino acids. Gene Ontology annotation, cellular component: nucleus. Gene Ontology annotation, biological process: base-excision repair. Gene Ontology annotation, molecular function: double-stranded DNA 3'-5' DNA exonuclease activity; endonuclease activity; phosphoric diester hydrolase activity. The record is from RefSeq and is a predicted model, not a curated record. NCBI's taxonomy places the organism in Eukaryota, Metazoa, Chordata, Actinopteri, Scatophagidae. The transcript is spliced from 5 exons.